This is a messenger RNA of Phyllopteryx taeniolatus (common seadragon), 2461 nucleotides long. RefSeq names its product solute carrier family 2 member 1b (gene slc2a1b). NCBI's taxonomy places the organism in Eukaryota, Metazoa, Chordata, Actinopteri, Syngnathiformes, Syngnathidae. The record is from RefSeq and is a predicted model, not a curated record. Gene Ontology annotation, biological process: monosaccharide transmembrane transport; response to insulin. The transcript is spliced from 10 exons. Gene Ontology annotation, molecular function: hexose transmembrane transporter activity. Gene Ontology annotation, cellular component: apical plasma membrane; basolateral plasma membrane. Bases 418 to 1887 code for a protein of 489 amino acids.
GCUCCGCAGUAGAACGAGUCGCUUUCUCGGGGCUCCGCGAAAAGAGAACGAAGCAGGAGCACUACCAAAACAAGUCAGCGGUUUUGGUUUUUUUUUUUUUGUUGUUUUUUUUUAAAUUCCAACCAGGAAGCUACGCGACAAAAAAACAAAGAAAAACGAGGCGAAAGGGAGCUGGAACGACGUCGCGAAGGUUUUGACUUUUAAAUUAGGAGGGGGGGAAAAAGUAAGAAAAAGACAAGGGAGGGGACUUUUUCGGAGAAACAACAUUAUCGUUAGACAUGAAAGAGACGUUUUCCCACCUUGACGUUUAAAACAGCGGCGACGAGGACGUUUUGCCAUCAUUCCUCUCAACUUCAACCAAGAAGAAGAAGCUGACAAACAAUAACAAGGAGACACCGUUGCCUUACUGACGCUGCCAUGGAGUCUGGAAAGCAAAUAACUUUCCCGUUGAUGCUGUGUGUUGGGACCGCCGUGAUUGGCUCCCUGCAGUUCGGAUACAACACGGGUGUCAUCAAUGCGCCUCAGAAGAUCAUCGAGAACUUUAUCAACGCUACGUGGGUUGCGCGUUACCAGGAGCCCAUUUCAGACAACACCCUCAAAGCCAUCUGGUCCAUCGCCGUGGCCAUCUUCUCCGUCGGCGGCAUCUUCGGCUCCUUUUCACUCGGUGUCUUUGUCAAUCGCUUUGGAAGGAGAAACGCCAUGUUCAUUGCCAACGUCCUGGCCCUGAUCUCAUCAGCCUUGAUGGGCUUCUCCAAGACGGCGUCCUCCUUCGAGAUGCUCAUCAUCGGACGCUUCGUGGUGGGCUACUACUCGGGGCUCUCCACCGGCUUAGUGCCCAUGUAUGUGGGCGAGGUGUCGCCCACGUCACUUCGCGGGGCUUUGGGGACCCUUCACCAGCUCGGUAUCGUCGUAGGCAUCCUCAUUGCACAGGUGUUCGGAUUGGAGGCCAUCAUGGGCAACGGCGAAUUCUGGCCACUCCUCCUGGGCUUCAUCUUCAUCCCGUCGGUGAUGCAGUGCAUCCUGCUGCCUUUCUGCCACGAGAGCCCGCGUUUCCUGCUCAUCAACAAAAACGAAGAAAACAAAGCCAAGACGAUCCUGAAGAAGCUGAGGGGCACCAACGACGUGAGCGGCGACAUGCAAGAGAUGAAGGAGGAGAGCCGGCAGAUGAUGCGGGAGAAGAAGGUGACCAUCCUGGAGCUGUUCCGCUCGCCGCUCUACCGCCAGCCUCUCCUCGUUGCCGUAGUGCUGCAGCUUUCCCAGCAGCUGUCGGGCAUCAACGCCGUCUUCUACUACUCCACAAGCAUCUUUGAGCAGGCCGGAGUGGCGCAGCCAGUCUACGCUACCAUCGGAGCCGGUGUCGUUAACACAGCUUUCACUGUGGUGUCGCUGUUUGUGGUGGAGCGCGCCGGCCGCAGGUCUCUCCACCUGCUGGGGCUGCUGGGAAUGGCCGGUUCUGCCCUCCUGAUGACCAUCGCCAUGGCUCUGCUGGACCGGGUCAAAUGGAUGUCCUACCUCAGCAUCGUGGCCAUCUUCGCCUUCGUGGCCUUCUUUGAGAUCGGACCGGGUCCCAUCCCCUGGUUCAUCGUGGCCGAGUUGUUCUCACAGGGGCCGAGGCCUUCGGCCAUGGCCGUGGCCGGUUUCUCCAACUGGACCGCCAACUUCAUUGUGGGGAUGGGCUUCCAGUAUUUAGCUACGGCGUGCGGCCCCUACGUCUUCGUCAUCUUCAUCGUGCUGCUGCUCUUCUUCUUCAUCUUCACCUACUUCAAGGUCCCCGAGACCAAGGGCCGGACUUUUGACGAGAUCGCGUCCGGCUUCCGCCAGAGCGCCGUCACGGGCGGCGAGAAGCACGAGGAGCUCAACAGCCUGGGGGCCGACUCACAGCUCUAAAGCGGCCCCCGCGCCCAAGCGAUGGGACAAAUAUUUGAUCACAGUGAGGAGGGGAGCGGCUAGAGGUGCGGGGGAGGAGGGGAUUAGGCUAAGGGUCCCGGCGUAGAAUCAUUUUCACACUGCCAGCACAUUUCGGUCGUCUUCACCGUGUGUGAUUCUCCUUAACGUCUUCUGCUGCCCACCCCGUACUGACACACACACACACACACACACCUCUCUCGACGGGCAGCGUGUGUCCCGGGAGAUGUGAAAGAGGCGCGUCGGAACGGUUUUGAUAUUUCAAAGAAGGAAAAAGACCGCCUUAUUUUUUUAUGGAUCUACUUCUUCACUGAGCAAACAUACUGUAAAAUGCACUGUAGCUCCUGCAAGGCUUCCUCCUCUAGAUGGCGCACUUUUCAAUUAAAUAACCCCCCCCCCCCCCACCCACCCAUACCACCGCAAUAGGUUACUGAGGAAAAAGUGAUGUCGUUCACGUCUUGUUACUUUACUAUAUCUUCGUGCUUCUUUCAAUGAUAUGUAUUUAUAUUACUUAUUGACUGUAGAUUGACAAUGUUUUACCCCUUUUUUUUUUUUU